CGUAAAUUACGUCACGUCCUCUGUAAUGGACAUCCGCACGUGUUGAACGAGUGUUUACAGCACUUGUUAAUUUAAGACUUUGCCAACAAAAAACAACAUUACCGUAGCUACCGCGUCCUUCAAACUGCCGUGAUGCCGAAAGUAAAACGAUCCAAAGGAGGAGGAGGAGGAGAGGCGAGCGGAGCCGGUGUGGCGCUGGCUGACCAGAUCCUACAGGCGGACACGGUGCGAGCCCGAGGCCGGGUGAAGAGCAGGGACAACCGGGCAGAGAACGAGGACACAUACGUGGACGAGCGUCUGUCGCGGAAGAUCUUACAGCAAGCACGGAUCCAGCAAGAGGAGCUACAGACCGAAUAUGGACUGGCACCAGAGAAGAAGAAGGCACCGUCCACUGUACUCGGUCCUGACACUCAGGAUGCAGACUCAGAUGAGGAGUGGCCUGCACUGGGAGCAGCAGGUGCAGAUGACCACGAAGUUUUGUGCGACACAGAAGUCGCCGUUGAUCCCGACGACGAGAAGGCCAUGGAGAUGUUCAUGAACAAAAACCCUCCGAUGAGACGGACCUUAGCUGAUAUUAUCAUGGAGAAGAUUACAGAGAAGCAGACUGAGGUAGGGACGGUGAUGUCAGAGGUGUCGGGGUGUCCAAUGCCCCAACUCGACCCGAGGAUAGUGGAGGUGUAUAAAGGUGUCAAUAAGGUUCUGUCAAGAUAUCGCAGCGGUAAAUUGCCAAAAGCUUUUAAAAUCGUCCCGGCGCUUGCAAACUGGGAGCAGAUUCUUUAUUUGACUGAACCAGAGACCUGGACAGCAGCUGCUAUGUACCAAGCAACACGAAUCUUCUCGUCGAACCUCAAAGAGCGAAUGGCCCAGAGGUUUUACAACUUGGUGCUGCUGCCCAGAGUACGAGAUGAUAUUGCAGAGUACAAGCGACUCAACUUUCAUCUCUACAGCGCUCUGAAGAAGGCCUUGUUCAAACCAGGAGCAUGGUUUAAAGGUAUCCUGAUUCCUCUGUGUGAAUCUGGGACCUGUACUCUGAGGGAAGCCAUCAUCAUUGGAAGCAUACUCACAAAGUGCUCCAUCCCUGUGCUCCACUCCAGUGCCGCAAUGCUUAAGUUGGCAGAGAUGGAGUACAACGGCGCCAACAGCAUUUUCCUGCGCCUCUUGCUCGACAAGAAAUACGCCCUGCCUUUCCGUGUCCUAGAUGCCUUGGUGGCCCACUUCCUGUCCUUCCGCAGUGAAAAACGUGUGCUUCCUGUGCUGUGGCAUCAGAGUCUGCUCACCCUGGCUCAGCGCUACAAAGCUGACCUGGCCUCCGAACAGAAGGCAGCUCUGCUGGAGCUGCUCAAGAUACAAACACACCCUCAGAUCUCUGCAGAGAUCCGCAGAGAACUGCAAAAUUCAGAGUCCAGGGAUCUGGAAGUCGGGCUCCCUGUUACGGUUGAAAUGGACUGAGGAUUCAGUCUGGUCUGGCGCUGCCUCCUUCUCUCAUGCAAAUGAGUCAUAGAUUCUUCAGCAUGAAGAAAAUUAUGUGAAAUAUAACUUAAUUAUUCUUCCUGGCUCAUGAAAGGACAGUUUCAAGGAUGCAAGGAUGACAGUGUCUCAUAACAGUGCAUCAGGAUCCAUAAUUCUGUUCCAAGCUGGGAUGAAUUUGCACAUAUAAAAACGAUGUAGGUGUUGUAAUUUCAUAUCAUAAAUCUGAGUUUCCUGCAGUUGCAGUGCAGCGAUUGCUUGGAAAUAGAAAGACUGGUAUUUCUGUUCUUUUGAUUAAGGGCAACUUUGUUGUUUUGAAGCAACAGUUUGAAUUAAAAAAAAACGAAAUUC
Molecule: messenger RNA, 1818 nt
Organism: Centropristis striata (black sea bass)
Lineage: Eukaryota; Metazoa; Chordata; Actinopteri; Perciformes; Serranidae
Gene: bysl
Product: bystin-like
Exons: 7
Coding region: 133-1449 (438 amino acids)
Biological process (GO): rRNA processing
Cellular component (GO): nucleolus; cytoplasm; preribosome, small subunit precursor
Molecular function (GO): snoRNA binding
Source: RefSeq, a predicted model, not a curated record